CAAGCUGUGGUCUCAAUGUUUAGCUGUGUAGCUCGUCAAGAAGUCAUCUAUCCUUCGUGCGCGCCCCAUUUGAAUGCUGGUGAGCUACUGCCCAGUGGGAUUGCAGCCAUUAUUGCGGCAAUACAACGGGUUAGAACUAUUGGGGCUGGCGAUGUGUUUAUGGAUAUCGGCUCUGGUGUUGGCAAUGUGGUGACUCAGUUUGUUCUUUCGACAUCAGUUCGCGCGAGCAUUGGUCUACAAAACGUGGAGGUGUAUGCUGAAGAUGUGGAGCGAAUUGAGCUGUCGAUGAUAUACCCUUUCUCCAGCGCAACAAUCGUCUUUGCCAACAACUUGCGCUUUGAGCCUUCUACCACAAAUCAUAUCACAAGUGAGCUUGUAUACAUGACGGACGCGUGGAUUGUUGCCUUCACAAGUGAGAUUUGCCCACGGCACAGUCCCACGUGC
Messenger RNA from Phytophthora sojae, 444 nucleotides. RefSeq lists its product as hypothetical. The record is from RefSeq and is a predicted model, not a curated record. Gene Ontology annotation, cellular component: nucleus. The transcript has 2 exons. The annotation marks the transcript as partial. Gene Ontology annotation, molecular function: histone H3K79 methyltransferase activity. Gene Ontology annotation, biological process: regulation of transcription regulatory region DNA binding; DNA damage checkpoint signaling; DNA repair. NCBI's taxonomy places the organism in Eukaryota, Oomycota, Peronosporomycetes, Peronosporales, Peronosporaceae.